Messenger RNA from Loa loa (African eye worm), 1228 nucleotides. RefSeq lists its product as hypothetical. The record is from RefSeq and is a predicted model, not a curated record. Lineage: Eukaryota; Metazoa; Nematoda; Chromadorea; Rhabditida; Onchocercidae. Gene Ontology annotation, cellular component: plasma membrane. Bases 157 to 1029 code for a protein of 290 amino acids. The transcript has 8 exons.
UUAUAGGUAUUAAUCAAAACGACUACUCUUUCUGAUGCAUAUUUCCUGAUUCAUCCAAAUUUUGCCGAAAUAAAAUGAUGCAAGGAUUGAAAAAUAUGUGAAAUUCAACUGGACGCCAUAUUUUCUUCCAUCUUCUGAAAGCUUCGACAAAAUUCAAUGCUUCAACAUCACAUGUCACUUAGGCAUCGUGCGGGAAACACUCCACGACCUAAGCGCUUAUCAUUUUCUUUUGAGCCUACCAUUAAGCUGGAACUUGAUAUCUGUGGUUGGAUAUUGAUAAUUGUGGCAUAUGUUGUUGUCUUUUUAACAUUACCCUUCUCAGCAUGUGCUUGUAUUAAGGUCGUACAGGAAUAUGAACGAGCAGUGAUAUUCCGAUUAGGAAGAUUAAUGACCGGUAGAGCUCGUGGACCUGGUUUGUUUUUUAUUUUGCCAUGCAUUGACUCCUACAGGAAGGUGGAUUUACGUGUUGUAUCAUUUGAUGUACCACCGCAAGAGAUUUUGUCACGUGAUUCGGUGACAGUAGCUGUAGACGCAGUCGUAUAUUUCCGUAUCUCAAAUGCUACUGUAUCCGUAACAAAUGUUGAGGAUGCUAGUCAUUCGACAAAAUUAUUAGCGCAAACAACGCUUAGGAACAUACUUGGUACAAAAACCUUAGCUGAAAUGCUCAGCGAUCGGGAAGCUAUCUCUAUGCAAAUGCAUAAUACUCUAGAUGAAGCAACCGGUCCAUGGGGCGUUCGAGUAGAACGAGUAGAAGUGAAAGAUGUUCGUCUACCUGUACAAUUACAGCGUGUCAUGGCUUCUGAAGCGGAAGCUGCACGAGAAGCUCGUGCUAAGGUAAUAGCAGCAGAGGGUGAGAAGAAAGCUUCGGAAUCUCUUAAUGAAGCUGCAAAUAUGAUUGCCGAAUCACCGUGCGCUAUUCAGUUGCGGUAUCUUCAAACUCUCAAUUCUAUCAGUGCCGAGAAGAAUUCAACAGUAAUAUUUCCAUUUCCAAUAGAACUUAUCCAACUGUUUAUCCCACACCAUUCAUGAGUAUACCAUUAUCCGAUCAUUAAUCAUUAACCUUUGUUCAGUUAAUUUCUCCUGCUGUUCAUUUCCAAAAAAAGAAAAAUAAACUUUAUGACUGAUUGAAUGAUUGGUAUAAUAAAUAUUUAUACAACAACAAAUCAUACAAUCUUGUUAAGGAUUAUUUUAGGCAGUAAAUAUUGUAUCCCUAUUUAUGCAUGCUCUA